Molecule: messenger RNA, 4623 nt
Organism: Symbiodinium sp. CCMP2592
Lineage: Eukaryota; Dinophyceae; Suessiales; Symbiodiniaceae
Source: the annotation of a GenBank genome assembly
AUGCAGCAGGCCGCUCUGAAAGUCUCCCAGGGACGCUUGUUGUUCCUUUCAUGGAAUGCUGGAGGACUGUCCCAGGCCCUGUGGCAGGAAUUCUUGCUAACACUUGAGAAUAUGCCACCUGACGAUAGACCCCAGAUCGUGUGUGUUCAAGAAACUCAUUGGACGGAUAAGGUGGCGCCUCAAUUCCCCACUGCUACGUGGGAUGUGUACACCUCCCCGACCACUGACAACAAAUCUGCUGGGCUCCUGAUUCUCCUCAACAAGCAGACUACCCGUAACUGCAGAAUUGUCUACGCCGACCCUCAACCGGGCAGGGUGCAACACCUGAGGAUACUCCACGACCAAUGGGCAGUCGACCUGCUGCACAUCUAUCAAAAGCCGCACAACUCUCAUCCACUCGCCCUGCAAUCCUCCAAAACCAUUCGCUUAGCUGUUUGGGAGUGCAUUGGUCAGAUCCUGGCGGCUCUACCUGCCCGCAACACGGUGAUCAUGCUUGGAGAUUUUAAUACCCAGAUCAAGCCAUGUGCUGCAGCUGGCACCAGGAUCUGCUCAGGCAACAGCUCGGGUACACAUCCGCCUAAUCAGGCACGGUUGCAGCAUCUUGUCGAGGACUUCUCCCUCCUACACCUCAACUCAUGGUGCAAGGCUGCUGGCCCCACGUACCAUCACAACAAAGGUGCUAGCCUCAUUGACCAUAUCAUCAUGCGUUCUUGCCAAGCGGAUGAUCGUGCUCGGCAGGCUAGACCUCUCCGCCUGGGACUAGCCGCAUGGAGACUUGGUCAGCAUCGACUAGCGCUGUGGCAGACACCACCAAUGCAAGAUGGUAUCCGAUCCAUGUGGCAGGCCUACCGAGCCUGGAAGACUGCCAAAUCUCAAGAUCGGCACAAUCCGCUUUAUGUAUCCAGGUGCUAUCAUCACUUCAAGACGGCACACAAGGCCUUUCGUCACGCCGGGAAAGAAGCUAAGAAGCACUGGUUCCAUGGCAGGCUCCAGGAACUACAGGCUGCCGCCUAUUCGGGUGACUCCCGCAAACUUUAUGCUGGCAUCCGCACCCUUGUUCAACUGCGUGAUUCUGGUGGUCAUCUGCAGGACCCUAAGAUCCAGCUACAACAGCUGGAAACGCACUAUCGUAAACUAUAUGCUGCAGACGAGGAUACCAGCAUCCAGGGCCCUCAGCGGACACCCAUUCACAUCGAGGUCACGGAGGCCGAAAUGACCCUGGCACUUUCGCAAUUGUCGCCCCACAAAGCUACACCUCCGAAUCUAGCCACAAACUCUUUAUGGAGGCUGACCUCGGACAUUGUCGCGCCUCUCUUGUGCCAAUGGUUCCUUAUGGACCAGGCACAAUUUGCAUAUCUACCGGGUGCACAACUCUCACUGGACUUGUCCAGCGCUUUCGACCUCAUGGACUGGCGCUUGCUGGACAAGGCAUUACUUGCAUCUGCUGUCCCGGCUGAGUUACGACACCAAAUCAUGUCCUGGCACUCCGAGAUUUCCUAUGUCCUUACCCACCUUGGGCACACUGCCAAAGUGGAGGCCCAACGAGGGCUUAGACAAGGGUGUAAACUGGCUCCGUUGCUCUGGACACUUGCCCUAGCACAGAUAUAUCGUGAGCUCCUUGCAGAGGGGGACCCGCUCCUCACAGCCCCUUGGCUAGAACAAAGCUCCACGAUUUAUGCAGAUGAUAUCCACCUUAAAGAUACCGUGCAGAACACUCGUGAGCUGGACGACAUGGUGUCUCGCUUUAGUAAGAUCCUCGAUGCUCUUGCCGCCCAUGGUAUGGUCAUCAACUCGGCCAAAUCAGCACUGCCAAACAAGCAGUCACCUAUCGGCUACAGGCUGCGAACCAGGCAUGGCAAAGACUUCGUGGUGUACUGUGCUCCACCAGGUGCCAAGGACAUCCAGCGUAUGCAGCACAUGAUGACCAAGCAGGUUCGAGCCAUCACCCGAUCUUUUGCACAUCUUCAGAAAGAAUCCACACACGACCUCCUGCACAGAUGCUCUCUGUUUACCAUCUUGGAGUGGAAACAGCUCGAGACACAGCCGCUACGCUCCACCUACAAGUGCAACGCCAAUGGCAGGUACCUCUUGGUGACAAAGAAGGCAUCACUGACCCUGCAGUACACCAGUGCCAGGAAUGUCAUCGGGUCUUUACCUCCUUUCGGUAUGCACAUGGAACAGAAGGACUUCCAACGUGCAGACAUUGUGCCCAUCCCUUCCGACAAUGGGUGGACUGACCUCCUUGAGAAGCCGGAGAUCUACUCGUAUCUCCAGCACCACUGCCCGCUGUGUUAUCAGUGGCUAGCCACUCCUACCAGCAUCAAGUAUCAUCUCACCAUGCAACAUCCAGAGUGGAAAGACUGCCAACCUCGCAUCAUGACGCUCACCGCGGAUCCCAUGGAGCUGGACGAACAGGAGAGGCAAUUUUGGGCCCAGGCUGGUCCGGUCAAACGGGAACAGGAACCGAGAAGAGAUAUGCUGCACCAAGCCGAGCAAUCCAAGAGGCAGCGUCUGGCGCCGCAGGACCGGAACAAGGGCAAGGGCAAGGGUACCAAGGGCAAAGGCAAGGGAAAGCAGGGCCUACCAAGUCCACCCAGUGCACACCCGGCCAUGGGUUACACAAAUGGUUUCGGAAGCCAUCCACCCAAUCCCUGGACACAGACACAGGACCUGCAGCCACUGGGAAGUCAGGAUCCAGAGUGGAUGGAGUACAGGAUGAAUCGACUAUCUCAGCUGGUCCUUCGUCAGGAGCAAAUCAUCUCAGCCAUCCGUCAGGAUCUGGUCCUCUACCUCUUCGUACGAUCGGGGCCAGAAGGGAUGGUGCCAGUUCUCUGCGAAGCAGCGGAGAAGUGGAGGAAGAUGAAAGAGGAAGAACCCGAGAAGAUCACUUACUCCCUCAAACUCAUGCUAUUCAAGCAACUGCUCAUCACCUUACACCAGAGGUUGACCAACAUGAUCGCGGACGAGGAUGCUCUCGCCAAAGCCAAGAACCUGAACUGGAUCGACGAUCAGAAACAUUGGAAACAUCUCACAUGGAAUCCUUCCAAACAAUGUCUGGAAGUCGACAACUCAGUGAGGCCAAUACCGGCGGAGGAUCUGUUGGCCCAACUGGUUCAGAUGAGGAAGGCAGUUACGGAAGAGACCCUGGUGAGGUUCAAGUCCAUGCGGAAGCUCACCACGGAGGUGACCUCCGACUGGAUUCAAUUCCAGAUCUGCUUGUCACUUCGCCCAGAGGGAGGAGCCAUGUGGAGUACGCUGAACCAGUGGAUCGGUCAAGCAUCGUGGCACACCCUGGGAUGCAGGCUCCGUCGCGAUCGACCGAACUACGACACCCUGGUCCAGGAAGUGUGGCAACAUCAGUGCUCCAUUCGGUACCGUGGCUUAUGCUGCUGCAAGCUUGGCAUUCUGUACAUCGUCAGCAUGAUGCAGCUGAGUCCAAGCUUGGAGCUUCAGGCAGCCAUUGAUGGGUGGAGUGCUCAGGUUACAGCCCGUUAUGCACUGCUGACCCCGUCUCCCAUGCUCUGCAUACAACUUCAGCGCUUCGCGAAUGCCGAGGGAGUCAUGCGCAGGGACACCAGACCACUGGUUGUGGCCUCGACUACAGUUCGUAUGCCACUCUUUACAGGUCUGCACACUAUGCAAGUUCGCUAUGUUCACUACCAGGUCGUCGCCGUACAGCUUCACUACGGGGAGAGUAUCUUCGUCUACAAAACUGCCACGGGUGAGAAGUUUAAGCAGACGAUGGUCUUGCUCAUUGUGGAGCACACAGUGUCAGCCCUGGUGGCCCUGGGGAUCAUCAUGUUUGGCCCUGGGCCCAAGAACAAGUGGCUGCCAUACCUCCAGUCGCAGGGCAUCGUUGCUUGUGCUCAGUGCGGAGCGAAGUUUGCCUCGAACGAGGCGCUGAAGUCCGUGUCCUACCCCAUCCAGGCGCUGGCGAAGUCCUCGAAGACCUUGCCAGCUAUGCUUGGCUGCCUCUGGAGUGGUAAGCGAAUUACCACACUGCAGUGGAUCGCAGCCAUUGGCAUCACGCUGGGGACUGCCGGCUUCUCCAUGUCGGGUAAGAAGGGAGGAGACAUCGAGGCGAAGCCCCUCGGAGUCCUACUUCUCGUGGUGUCGCUUCUCUGCGAUGGCACUGUCUCCGCAGCGCAGGAGAAGAUGAGAAGUCAGACUGCGCAGCUCUCACCGUACGAGCAGAUGUUCAUGACAAAUGCAGGGGCAGCGCUGCUUCUGCUUCCGGUUUCAUUCCUGACCGGCCAGCUGAACGCAGGUGUCAAGUUUCUCUUCGAGAACUUCACGAUUCUUGAUGAGAUUGCCAUCUUCGCUAUCUGCUCGGCGCUGGGGCAGGUCUUCAUCUUCUUGACGAUUGCUUGGUUUGGACCCGACACGAAUGCGAAGAUCACGACCAUUCGGAAGAUGGCCACGGUUCUGAUCUCCAUCGUGUGGUUCGGCCAUAGCAUGGCCAGCAUGCAGUGGGUCUUUGUCGGACUUGUCUUUGCAUCCGUCAUCGCAGAGAUCAGCGAGAAGCUGAUGAAGCACAAGAAGAAUGGCGAUGCAAAGAACGGCAAUGCGAAGAACGGUGAUGCCAAGAACGGCGACAAGAAGGGGGACAAGAAGAAGCAGUAG